Messenger RNA from Alnus glutinosa, 2483 nucleotides. RefSeq names its product serine/threonine protein phosphatase 2A 57 kDa regulatory subunit B' theta isoform-like. The transcript is spliced from 5 exons. NCBI's taxonomy places the organism in Eukaryota, Viridiplantae, Streptophyta, Magnoliopsida, Fagales, Betulaceae. Gene Ontology annotation, cellular component: protein phosphatase type 2A complex. Gene Ontology annotation, molecular function: protein phosphatase regulator activity. The record is from RefSeq and is a predicted model, not a curated record. The coding region runs from base 436 to 2010 and encodes 524 amino acids. Gene Ontology annotation, biological process: signal transduction.
AAAAAAAAAAAAGUAAACAAAAUUAAGAACAGUUUUGGCUGAGAAAGUUGAAGAGGAAAGUGAAAGAAAGACAAUAGAAAAGAAAAUAUCAACAACAAUAAUUUUGGCUGUAAACAAAAUACAACACCAACAACAACAGCAGCAGCCGGAGAUUGCUGUUCUCAAAGCCCACUUUUUUUUUUCUCUUUUUUUUUUUUUUUUUUAUAAUUUUUUUUUUGUUUCCUUAUUGGAUUCUUUAUCUCUCUCUCUCUCUCUCUGAGGAUUAGCUGAAACUUUCUCGUAUUACUUGAUGGAGAAUGCUAUCUGGGUUUUCUAGAUCAUACCCAGAUCUUGCUGUUAAUUGAUCCAGCCGAAUAGCAUGCACAUCUUGGCAAAAGCUGAAGAAAAGAGUCGCAGAGAAAAAGAGGAGGGAGCUUUUAUUUUGUCAAUUAAGUUAUGAUCAAACAGAUAUUUAAUAAGUUCCCACGUAAGUCCUCAAAGUCGGCCGAAAAUCGUGAAGGAGGAGGAACAUCCACCUCCUCUUCAAAUGCUUAUGCUAGUUCGAGAAGCAAUGAUUUGGCGAGUAACCGAUAUGGGAACCCGGGGACUACAUCUUUUACUGGCUUUGAUUCUACAAAUCCAGCAUUAAAUCAUGGCAGUAAGUUUAUGCAAGCUGUGAAUUCGAAGCUGAAUGGGAAUUUAGCAUCUUUCUCUUAUGAGGCUUUGCCUAGUUUUAAAGAUGUUCCAAAUACUGAGAAGCAGAACUUGUUUGUGAAGAAGCUGAACAUGUGUUGCUUUGUGUUUGACUUCACUAACCCAACAAAGGACCUUAAAGAAAAGGACAUUAAGCGACAGACAUUGGUUGAACUUGCGGAUUACGUUGCUUCUGCUAAUGGAAAGUUCCCAGAACCUGUCAUGCAAGAGAUGAUAAAGAUGGUGUCCACAAAUUUGUUUAGAACACUCACUUCUCCACCUCGUGAGAAUAAAGUCUUGGAAGCCUUUGAUUUGGAAGAGGAGGAGCCGUCAAUGGACCCUGCAUGGCCUCACUUGCAGGUUGUGUAUGAAUUCCUUUUGAGGAUUGUGACGUCACCUGAGACAGAUGCAAAGUUGGCUAAGAGGUAUGUUGAUCACUCAUUUGUUCUCAGGCUGUUAGAUCUUUUUGAUUCAGAAGACCCCAGGGAGAGGGAUUACUUGAAAACAGUUCUCCACCGCAUUUAUGGGAAAUUUAUGGUGCACCGACCAUUCAUCAGAAAAGCAAUCAACUACAUCUUCUAUCGUUUUAUUUUUGAAACUGAGAAGCAUAAUGGGAUUGCAGAACUGUUAGAGAUUCUGGGUAGUAUAAUCAAUGGGUUUGCUCUGCCGCUGAAAGAAGAGCACAAGCUCUUUCUUGUUCGAUCCCUUAUUCCACUUCACAAACCAAAAUGCAUUCCCACGUACCACCAGCAAUUAUCUUAUUGCAUUACACAAUUUGUGGAGAAAGACUGCAAGCUUGCUGAUACUAUUAUACGGGGUUUGCUAAAAUAUUGGCCAAUUACAAAUAGUUCUAAGGAGGUCAUGUUCUUAGGUGAGCUGGAGGAAGUUUUAGAAGCAACUCAGCCUGCCGAGUUCCAGCGCUGUAUGGUUCCCUUGUUCCGCCAAAUUGGUCGUUGCUUGAGCAGUUUGCAUUUUCAGGUGGCGGAGAGGGCUUUGUUCUUAUGGAACAAUGAUCACAUUGAGAACCUCAUCAAACAGAACCGCGGUGUUAUACUGCCAAUUAUCUUCCCUGCAUUGCAGAGAAAUGCAACAAGCCACUGGAACCAGGCAGUACAGAACUUGACAGUAAACGUUCGCAAAAUUUUCUCUGAUACUGACUCUGACCUUUUUGAGGAGUGCAUGCUCAAGUUUCAGGACGAUGAAGCAAAAGAGAAAGAAAUUAAGUUGAAACGCGAAGCCACAUGGAAACGCUUAGAAGAGGUGGCUGCAAUGAAAUCUUCAAUUAAAGAACCAGUGCUUGUCUCUCCUCGAAAAGCCAGUCGUGCACCUUCUGGCUAGAGAGAUUCCCGGAUGAGAUUACGGCGGUUUGAUAAGUAAAUCGGUGAUUGAGUCACAAAGUCAAGGACGCCAUUGCUUGGGGUACAAAGUAGCCCCAUUUCGGUUUAACACGCCUGGACUGUAUAUAUUUAAUUGGAUGGACAAAGCAAGUGGGUCCUGCGGAGCACGUUUGUAUUGAAGAUUUAGACUGUAAAGUAGUUGGCAAUUUGCUGUUGAUGUUCUUAAGGGAGGGAAAAGAAAUUUUAGAAGGAAGAAGAAGAAGAAGAAGAAAGAGCUCGAAUUUGAAAUAUAUUUGCUGACAUUUUUGUGAAUUUGGUUUAAUGGAAGUAAGCUCAAUCUUCUGAUUUAUUUGUGUAUCAUUAAACUUUGUUGCUCUUUUGUGAGUGUUUGGUUGCUUGACAUAACAUUGUUUAAAGAUGGAAGAGUUUGUAGCCAUUCUAGAGACAGCAUGAAGUGCUUCCCUCUUUGUUCCA